Hyalella azteca is the source of this 1210-nucleotide messenger RNA. RefSeq names its product 39S ribosomal protein L43, mitochondrial-like (gene mRpL43). Gene Ontology annotation, molecular function: structural constituent of ribosome. Gene Ontology annotation, cellular component: mitochondrial large ribosomal subunit. Gene Ontology annotation, biological process: mitochondrial translation. Bases 74 to 616 code for a protein of 180 amino acids. The record is from RefSeq and is a predicted model, not a curated record. The transcript is spliced from 4 exons. NCBI's taxonomy places the organism in Eukaryota, Metazoa, Arthropoda, Malacostraca, Amphipoda, Hyalellidae.
CUUUCAAUCCAUUGUUGGUCCGUGCAUUUGCAUUUCAAUAUUAGGGUAUUUGACCUUAAUAAUAAUAUUAAACAUGACCGCGUCGGUAUGGAACCACUUCUGGGGUACAACUAUCGCUCGGACUCCUCACUACAACGGCAUCGGCAGGUUCACUCAGCAGCUUCAAAGAAUAACUUUUAAGUUUUGUAAAAGUUCCGGUGCUUCUAAAGGAGUCAGAGACUUCAUCGAGAAAGAUCUCAUCCACUACGCGCGCAGCAACCCCGGCGUUGUGGUGUACCUCAAACCUCGACGACACAGAGGCCCCGUCUUGAAAGCUGAAUAUCUUAAUGGUGAAGAGGAAUACUUAUAUUUGGCGAAGAGACCUCGGGAAGAAAUAGUGCGGUGGGUUGACCACUACACAACGCGGAGCGGGCAACCCACAGCGCGUCUCAUGAAGACCCACCACACCCACCACCUCUCCAUACAAGGCGUCUGGACCCCGUGGACCCAUCGACACCCUGACACCUUCACCCGCACUUAUCCUGACGAAGAGGCGAGUCAAGCCGAGAAGAUUGAGAAAACCGCCACUGAUGAGCUAAGAGAGAUUGCUGAGCGAUUGUCAAUCGGCGAAAAUUGAUUUAAGACCAAACCAAACAAGGAUGUGCAUGUAAUUUCUGUUUGCUAAUGUCUACAAAUCAUUGACAGGAAUAAAUGUCAACUUGAUACAGCGUUCAUUAAUGUAAAUAUUUUCUAAAUAUAUAUUAGGAAAAUGUUCACUUUUGUGCACUGAAUGAUCUCUGUUGAAUUUUUGGGAUUUAGACUAAUUUCAGGUUAGAAAUAUUUUUUUUCAUCUGCGCCAGUGUGCAUGCUAUCGUGACUCCUUCUAUGUACAUAACUGCAAUGAAGUCGAUUUCAUGGAAAAUGAAAACUUCAAUCCUGGAGUAUUUUGGGAAUUUUGAAUAAAAUGGUAUUGACUUCAAUGGAGUGUUGUGAUGAGCUUGAAUUAUAAGACCAAGAAACUGGUUCAUAUACUGAUAAUUUCAAAGAACCUGCCCUAGACAAUUAUUGUUAAUCCCGAAAAGAAAAUUUGAACUUCUUACAGGUAAUAUGCCAGAAUAAUAUUAAUAUACCGAAUAAUGCCAGAAUUUUACUCUGGCUCGUCCUCCAUUGAGGUGUGCAGAUGCGCUCAACAUCUCGUAAAUUUUUCCUCAUUAAAUGAGUCGGUUUUUAU